Molecule: messenger RNA, 4499 nt
Organism: Brachypodium distachyon (stiff brome)
Lineage: Eukaryota; Viridiplantae; Streptophyta; Magnoliopsida; Poales; Poaceae
Product: squamosa promoter-binding-like protein 15
Exons: 11
Coding region: 424-3804 (1126 amino acids)
Cellular component (GO): nucleus
Molecular function (GO): DNA binding
Source: RefSeq, a predicted model, not a curated record
AAUCAAUCCCACGCGACCCGAACGAACCCCGUGCGCUAGCUGCUGCUGCUCCGCUUCGCUUCCCUUCACACCCGGCUCGAUUCGUCCCCCCUUUCCCUCCUCCUCCUCCUCCUCCUCGGUCUUCGUCUCCUUCUCCCCCCCCUCUCUCUCUCAUCACGCCUUUCGUCACCGCCGCCCUGCCCCUUCCCCGGCCCCGGCUUCUGCCGUUUGUUCCGCGGGGGGAGCUGCUCCUCCCUUUUGUUUGUUGUUUAUGGGGGCGAGGUGAGGUUGUGAGGUGGUUCCUGUGGGCGGAGACUUUUUUUUUGGUUGAGGUGCCGUGUGAUCCGAGAUCCAAAGAGCGAGUGAUCCCGUGUGUAGCGGCCGGCCGGGGGAGCGCCUUAAGCGGCGGCGGAGCGGGGGAGAGGGUCCUUGGGUGGGAGGGAGAUGCAGAGGGAGGUGGGCCCGCAGGUGGCCUCCCCGCUGUACCUGCACCACCAGAUCCAGCCGCUGCCUCCCCAUGCGGUGGCGGCGGCGCCCAAAAAGCGCGGGAACCCGUGGCCCGCCUCCGCGGAAGGCGCGGCGGCGGGGUCUGCCGGCGCGGGGAACUGGAACCCCGCGAUGUGGGACUGGGACAGCCGCGCCUUCACCGCCAGGCCCUCCUCCGACGCGCUACGCCUCGGGGCCGGCGCCCAGAAUCAUCAUCAUCAUAACCACCACCAGCAGCAGCAGCGGCAACCGGCGGCGAUGGCUGCUGAGGCGCAGCAGCGGCAGGGCCCCGGUGGGCUGAGUCUUCAGCUGGCCACGCGGGAGGAGGCGUCGGUGGCGAUGGAUGUCAGCCCAACGGCUAUCAUGUCUUCCUCGCCUUCUCCGCCAGCAGCGCCGGCGCAUGAGCAGGCCGCUCGGCCUAGCAAGAAGGUCCGGUCUGAAUCGCCGGGGACCGGUUCUGGAGGCGGCGGCAACGGAGGUGGAGGAAGCAGCGGCAACGGAGGUGGGAGCUACCCGAUGUGCCAGGUGGACGACUGCCGCGCGGAUCUGACGAGCGCCAAGGACUACCACCGGAGGCACAAGGUCUGCGAGAUCCACAGCAAGACCACCAAGGCGGUGGUUGGCCACCAGAUGCAACGCUUCUGCCAGCAGUGUAGUAGAUUUCACCCCCUCUCGGAGUUCGAUGAGGGUAAGAGGAGCUGCAGGCGAAGGCUCGCCGGGCACAACCGGCGACGGAGAAAAACCCAGCCCACAGAUGUUGCUUCACAGUUGCUGCUACCUGAUAACCAAGAAAAUGCCGGAAAUAGGACACAAGAUAUUGUCAAUCUGAUCACGGUUAUUGCGCGCUUGCAAGGUGGUAAUGUUGGUAAACUACCUAGCAUCCCUCCUAUUCCAGAUAAAGAUAAUCUGGUCCAAAUUAUUAGUAAAAUAAACUCAAUAAAUACGGCAAAUGCUCUGGGAAAGUCUCCUCCAUCGGAAGUCAUUGAUUUGAAUGCCUCCCACGGGCAGCAACAGGAUGCUGUUCAGAAGGCAACAAAUGUAAUUGACAAGCAAGCUGUGCCAUCAACCAUGGACUUGCUAACAGUUCUAUCAGGUGGCAACGGUGCUUCUACCCCUGAAACCAAUACGUCCCAGUCCCAAGGGAGCAGUGACAGCAGUGGUAAUAACAAGAGCAAGAGUCAUUCAACGGAGCCAGCUUAUGUUGUAAAUUCCCAUGAGAAAUCAAUCCGAGCUUUUCCUGCAGCUGGUGUGAUAAGGAGCAACAGCCCCCAUGACAGUCCACCUGAAAUGUACAAGCAGCCAGACCGAGAUGCCCGCCCAUUCUUGUCACUGCAGUUGUUUGGUAGCACCUAUGAUGAUAUCCCUGCUAAGAUGGAUACCGCAAAUAAGUACUUGUCAUCUGAGAGCAGUAAUCCUAUGGACGAGAGAUCUCCAUCAUCCUCUCCACCUGUAACCCACACAUUUUUCCCCAUCCGUUCAGCAAACGAUGGCAUCACGCAUCCUCGUGCUGGAGACUAUGGAGAAGAUGCUGCAACAGUCGAGAAUAGUACCACUCGGGCAUGGUGUGCACCACCACUUGAACUUUUCAAAGAUUCAGAGCGGCCAACAGAAAAUGGGUCACCACCAAACCUCACAUAUCAAUCAUGUUAUGCCUCAACUUCUGGUUCUGACCAUUCACCAUCAACAUCGAAUUCAGAUGGACAGGACCGUACUGGUAGGAUUAUAUUUAAGCUUUUUGGCAAGGAACCUGGCUCAAUCCCUGGGAACCUUCGUGAUGAGGUUGUAAAUUGGCUCAAACACAGCCCCACUGAAAUGGAGGGUUACAUUCGCCCUGGUUGCCUUGUACUAUCCAUGUAUUUGUCUAUGCCAGCUAUUGCAUGGGAUGAACUUGAAGAGAAUCUUCUCCACCGGGUAAACACAUUAAUUCAGGGUUCUGAUUCUGAUUUCUGGAGAAACGGAAGGUUUUUAGUUCGAAGUGACAAUCAGUUGGUGUCAUACAAAGAUGGAACGACUCGCUUAUCGAAAUCAUGGAGGACAUGGAAUACCCCUGAGUUGACCCUUGUGACACCAAUUGCUGUUGUUGGUGGGAGAAAGAGCUCCCUCAUUCUUAAGGGCCGUAAUCUAACGAUUCCUGGCACCCAGAUCCACUGUACCACUGAAGGGAAGUAUAUAUCAAAAGAGGUACUAUGCUCGGCGUAUCCAGGUACCAUAUAUGAUGAUUCAGGUGUCGAGACCUUUAAUUUACCGGGAGAACCAAAUCUCAUUCUUGGGCGUUGCUUUAUUGAGGUCGAAAACAGGUUCAGAGGAAACAGCUUCCCUGUUAUAUUUGCCAAUUCAAGCAUUUGUCAGGAGUUGAGGAACCUUGAAGCUGAGCUUGAAGAUUCGCGAUUUCCUGAUGUCUCUUCAGAAGAUCAGGUUGAUGAUACUAGGCGGUUAAAGCCAAGGGAUCAAGUUCUGCAUUUUCUUAAUGAACUUGGCUGGCUCUUCCAGAAGGCUGCUGCUUGUAUACCCUCCACCAAAUCCGAUGUUUCUGAUUCGGAGUUGAUUCAAUUCUCAACUGCACGAUUCAGAUACCUUUUGUUGUUUUCAAAUGAGCGGGACUGGUGUUCUCUUACAAAAACACUACUCGAUAUUCUUUCCAAGAGAAGUUUGGUCAGUGACGAACUAUCACAGGAGACUCUGGAGAUGCUCUCAGAGAUUCAUCUCCUGAACAGAGCAGUGAAAAGGAAGAGCCGCCGCAUGGUGCAUUUGCUCGUGCAGUUUGUCGUAAUUUGCCCUGAUAAUUCCAAACUGUAUCCCUUCCUUCCCAAUUAUCCUGGCCCAGGUGGUUUGACUCCAUUACAUCUUGCUGCAUCCAUUGAUGAUGCAGAGGGUGUAGUUGAUGCCUUGACAGAUGAUCCUCAACAGAUUGGUUUGAACUGCUGGCACUCAGUGUUGGAUGAUGAUGGCCAAUCUCCUGAAGCCUAUGCGAAGUUCAGGAACAACGAUUCGUACAAUGAACUCGUGGCACAAAAGCUUGUGGACAAGAAGAAUAGCCAGGUUACCAUUGUACUCAACAAAGGAGAAAUUUGUAUGGAUCAACCUGGGAAUGGUGGAGGGAAUAAUGCAUCUGGGAUCCAAGCAAUGGGGAUAAAAUCUUGCAGCCAGUGUGCCAUUUUGGAGUCUGGCUUGUUAAGCCGCCCUAUGCAUUCAAGGGGAUUGCUUGCACGCCCUUAUAUCCACUCGAUGCUUGCCAUAGCAGCAGUUUGUGUCUGUGUCUGUGUAUUCAUGCGAGCCUUGCUGCGGUUUAAUUCUGGCAGGUCCUUCAAGUGGGAGAGGCUGGAUUUCGGUACAUCCUAGACUUUGCAGGACAUCUUAUUGCUUAGCCGCAUGGUAUUAUUAAGGCAAACACCUUACAAGAACCAGAGAGUAUGGGACAAGUUAGCUGUUAACUGUUUUACCUUUCCAUGGAACUCUGUCCAUGGAUAUGGCUGGUCAUGUGCAAUACUUAUACUGAUAAAACACUCCCGGAAAAGAAGUGUUGAUGGGUUGGGAUGGCUGCAACACUUGAUGGGAGUUGAGAAUCAAGAAAAAAAAGGAAUCAGGCAAACCCUGUCAAAAGGUGAACUUGGGCAGAGUUGGUACAUAGUUUUUGAGACGAGGAACGGAUUGCUGCUCUCCUACAAGAUGAGAUGGAGGCAGCAAAUAGUUCUGGGCUAAACGAGUAAGUAACACCCUUGGUUUCCUUUUUUGCUGGUGUAAGUGUGGAUCUGCUAUGUUUCAUGUAUCAUAAGAUGGUUGUUUAUUUAUCUUGGCCUUUGUUUCUGCUAAAUUUUUUGUGUAUCAAAUACAGUGCCUAGCAUGGAACUGUUUUUCUGUUGUCUCUUAGAUGGUAGCUGGGGGUAUAAAUGGGAGAGGCGUCGUGGAUAGUUGUUGUCUGUAGCUAAAAUAGAAAAUGAGGCAGAUUUACAUGUGUAUCCGGAUCUAUUGUUUUAUUUGAUUUUAUUUCAAAACUCUGGAGUACCCGUUUUAUUAGAAAUCUUCGGCAUUUUUUA